Molecule: messenger RNA, 4328 nt
Organism: Tachysurus vachellii
Lineage: Eukaryota; Metazoa; Chordata; Actinopteri; Siluriformes; Bagridae
Gene: chfr
Product: checkpoint with forkhead and ring finger domains, E3 ubiquitin protein ligase
Exons: 18
Coding region: 273-2141 (622 amino acids)
Biological process (GO): mitotic cell cycle checkpoint signaling; ubiquitin-dependent protein catabolic process; protein ubiquitination
Cellular component (GO): nucleus
Molecular function (GO): ubiquitin-protein transferase activity; protein binding
Source: RefSeq, a predicted model, not a curated record
GUGUGUGUGUGUAGUGUGUGUGUAGUGUGUGUGUGUGUGUGUAUCCACUAAACUCUUUACUGACAGUAAGUUUGCAGGUGCAGUAGUGAGUGAGUUGCUCCUGUCUCAGGACCCGGAUGUUAAAUCUCCCUCUGGAUGUUUUAUUAAUAAAGAUUUAAACAUAAAGAUCAGUUUAAUGUUUAAAGGAAGCGGCGCUGAACAAACAGGAAGUGGAUUAAAGUAAUAAAGAAAAGAUGAGUUGAUGCGUGGAGGCUGAAGGAAGAGAGAGCAGGAUGGAGAGAACAGACGACGUGAGGGUGGAGCAGCCGCAGCAGGCGUGGGGGAAACUGGUACGAGUCGGAACGUCUAUAGAAUCCACACUCACUAUGUUACUCAUUAAUAAAGAGUGUACUGUGGGCCGGAGAAAAGGCUGCGAUCUGUCAUUUCCUGCCAGUAAACUGGUGUCAGGUGAUCACUGUAAAAUCACACAGGAUCAGGAGUCGGGGCAGGUUUGGCUCCAGGACACCAGUACGAAUGGGACGGUGAUAAACAUGUCCAAACUGGUGAAGAGACAGAAACACUUACUGCAGAGCGGUGACGUGAUCUACUUUGUGUACAGGAAGAGUGAACCAGAGCAGAACAUUGCAUAUGUUUAUCACUCCAUGACUCCUUCACACUCAGACUCUCAGGACACUGAAGAGUUAUCGUGUUCAGAGCUGAUGGAGAGAAUCGAUACAGAUGUUGAUCCUGCUCCUGUGGAACCUGUUACACUCCCAUUCGUACCGCAGGAGAUGAAGAUCCGGCCUGGUUUUGAGGAAUCUCAACCCUCUACUUCUUACAACAUCGCCAUGCCAACAACACACACACACACCGGAACAGGUUUUAGUGAGGUGAGAUCAACACAGACGUCAGUGAAGCGUACAGAUGGAGAGAGAGAGAUAGACGAGUGUGUGCAGCCAGACAGGAAGAGACAGAAAACAGAUGAUCCGUACGUGAUGUGUUCCGAUGUGGGUGAAACCGGCGCUGCAGCAGUUCCUCCUAAAUCAGGGACGGAUGGAGGUGAAGGAAGUAAAACAGAUAAAAUGGAGGAAUCUCUCACCUGCAUCAUCUGUCAGGAUUUACUAUACGACUGUGUCAGUCUGCAGCCCUGUAUGCAUACAUUCUGUGCAGCUUGUUACUCUGAGUGGAUGGAGCGUUCCUCUCUCUGUCCCACCUGUCGCUGUCCCGUGGAGAGAAUCCGCAAAAAUCACAUCCUCAACAACCUGGUUGAGGCAUACGUGCUUCAACACCCUGAGAAGUGCCGCAGUGAGGAGGACAUACGCAGCAUGGACGCUCGUAAUAAGAUCACACAGGACAUGCUGCAGCCCAAAGUGGAGAGAUAUUUCUCUGAUGAAGAAGGAAGCUCUGAUUAUCUGUUUGAACUGUCUGAUAACGACAGCGACACGUCUGAUCUCAGUCAGCCGUACAUGAUGUGCAGGCAGUGUCCAGGAUAUAAAGUGAACCUAACCAUCGCCCCCUGGGGACAUUACCCCACCAGUCUGCUGAACCCAGACGGACCGUCCACGUCCUCGGGGAUCCGCACAGACACUCAGAAGUUUACCUGUCCCUCUCCCAGCAGUCACCUGAUCUGUACCUGCUGUUUACAGCCAAUGCCUGAUCGCAGGGCGGAGCACAUCGGCACUAACACCUCCCCCCAGCACUGUUUGGUGUGUCAGAGGCCGUUCUGUCACCUGUAUUGGGGCUGCGUGGGGUGUCGGGGUUGUUUAGCACAGUUUAGUGAUCUGGAUCUGACGGAUAAAUGUUUGGAUGGUGUCCUCAACAACAAUCACUACGAGUCUGAGGUCCUGCAGAAUUACUUGAGUUCCAGAGGAAAGACGUGGAAGGUGAUGUUACAGGAGGCGCUACAGCACACACAGGAAGGCCUCUACCACCUGUCUGAUUACCGUAUUAAUGGAAACUCCUUCCUGUGUUACUGCUGUGGACUUCGCUUCUUUAAAGAGCUUGCAUAUGCUUACAGAGCUAACAUUCCUGCUGCUGAGCUACCAGCUGCAGUGACGAUGAGACCGGAUUGUUAUUGGGGUCGUAAUUGCAGAACACAAAUCAAAGCUCAUCAUGCCAUGAAAUUUAACCACAUUUGUGAGCAGACGCGCUUUAAGAACUGAGCUUGUGUUGUGGAUGGUGAUGUGAUGGUGAUGUCACAGCUCUGGACUUAUUUUUCCUAAUUAAUAAUCUUGCCGUUUUACGAUAUGCAAAUUCAAUCUGUUUAGUGGUGAGGAGGCCGUCUGCGCUUCGUAAUAGAUAUAUUUUAGUUCAUCUGCACUUUCUCAUGGUGUUGAGCCGAGCAGUCAGAACCUACUGUAACACGCUGUGUGAAGACCGAGCGCUCGUUAAUCUAACGCUUAAUUAAACUUUCUGCCUAAUGACCAUGUGUGAUGUAAUAUAUAAUCACUUCACUGUCAGUUAUGAUGAUAAUUAAUACAGUUUAUUUUCUGGUUUGAGAUGCAGAUUUCCUGUCACUUCUCAUGAUAUUGUGUGUUAAAUAUGAAGCCUUUUUAUCUCUCAGAAAUCACUGAUCGGCUUCCAGUCUCCAUCCCGAGCUUCCUUAGUGUGAUUCAUUCUGUGCACAUUUUGUCCAUAUAAUCACGUGUUGGAUACGUUUUACUUUUUCUCUCUCACACACCUGCACACUAUUGCUAUCCGAUCUAUCCGAUCUAUCCGAUCCAGAACAGGCUAAAGCACCGCUGCACAUUACUCAUCAUCUCAAUCAGCUGCUGCUUUCACUUUUUCCUGCUCUGUAUUAAUCGUUAUUUUCCGUUUAAUUACGACCUACACUUUAAUAAGGGCUGUUAGGAGUCAGUAAGUCACACCGGUCUCUCUGUAGGACUGCUGUGUGUUUAUUAAAGCCAUUUAAAUAGAGUUUAGUGAUGACUGAGUGCACUGUAACAAGCCUUAAACACGCACUAUUGUUAGAGUUUAACUGUAGUAUAUUAAAAUGUGAGAAAUCUUUGCAGCGUAAAAUAAUCACUGUAAAACGUUUUAGAUUUAUUACAGAUUCUGUGUUCUAGUUUUUGGGACGAAGCCUUGACUUAAAGCGACAGAUUGAUUCACACACCACUUUUUGGACGUUGUCUUUUUUUUCUUCUUCUUCUUACUAAGUACUUUAAUCCUACAUGUGGAUGUCUGCAGGAAUGUCCUCGACUGAAUCUGUGCUACAGUAAUGAUACGGUAUGAUGACGUGUGUGUCCUACAUCAUACCGGACUCUGAAUUACUCCAAAGACGUAUAGUAUUAUAGCACCUCACGCUACACUGUUACUGAACACCGGGAGAGAUGACGUUAGUGUGUCACAGCAUCUCAUUCAGCUCUGAUUUGUUCUCCUGUUAUUAAGCCACAGUAUAAAGUCAUUCAUACUGUUCUAUACUGCAGCCUGGAGUUCAGUCAUCGUAUCGUAACAGGAAACAGCUACUUAAAUCUGUCCCUAUGUGAGUGCACAGGUUUCUGUUCAGUCUGCGGUGUCGUACCUGCUGCCAUCCAUACGUAGUGUUAAUUACGCUGACGUUAUCGUUCAUUAUUUUGCUGACAAAUUGAGAGAAUUUUGCGCUUUCAGUAAUACAAUCAUGACAAAGCCAGUCGUUUUUAUCCACUUUGACUGGUGUAAAUCAUUUUCAGCCUUAUUCUAACUCGUCUUUUGCUCUAACGUUGCACUCGAGACACCAAUAAGUCUGAUUAUUAAUGUCUUAACACUUUGAGGCCUUAAGCGUUCAGUCCUGAAAAGAAAUAAGUAAACUGGUGUAUUAGUCUUUGUGUGUCUGCGUUGUAUAACGGCUCUAAAAUACAGCUCUAAAAUAUGACUGUGGAGUUUGUGAUGUUUGUAAAUGUUAAGAUAAAAACAGCACCUAAGUAAAGGUUUCUGUAGCCCGUAGACUUAACGUGAUGAUACACUAGUUCUGUCAAAAUACUUAAACACCCUUAUUUUGUCAUCUUGGAUAGUGUCUUUGUUUUAGACCUUUUGUAGUGUAAGAUGAAGUGUGCAUGAGAAUUGGUUAAAGGCCACACAGCAUCAGUCCAGGUCUGAUUCAGAUGCUUCCUAAUGAGCUGCAUGGACAUUUAGGACAUUUUGAAGCGUCAGUUUGGGAGUGAACUGAGCUUCAGAAACCACUUUGUAUUAAAAUAUUGUAUUAUAUUUAAAUGUUCACAUAAAAACAUUUGUAUACAUUUUAGAGUUAAAACGCUUUGGCUCUCCUUCUACCUCAUCCAAGCUGGAGCAAUAGAGUGAAAGAGAAUUUCUGUAAACUGCUUUGUGUGUUCAGUAAUGUUCAGAUUCAUUAAAUGCACACUGUGUGAGUCGAA